AGAAAAAUUCAAAGAUGUGCUUAGUUAAAUUUUGAUAUUGAGGUUACAGUAUUUGCUUUUCAUGACAGAUUUUUAUGAGUAAAUUUAUUUGCUAAAGUACCAAGGAGCUUGCUGAUCUUAACUAUUGUUUUUUACAUCUGUAAAUAUGUAUCUUAUUUUUUCAGGGGUAUUUUGUCUUCCACUACACAGGUCUUAGUUUUGACAGGGAUUGUAGCAAUCCUGGAUAAAUUAGCCAAAUAUGAAGUAGCAAAAGUUAGCCAAGUCUAAAAGCUAGCCAGCCUAGCUUUAGCCAGCCUAGCUAGCUAAGGUUUAUCUGCUAUGCAACUUUAUCUGCUAGGGCUGUCACUUUUUAUUCAAAAUUCAUACUAUCAUUUGAACAUGGAAAACAAUUUAAUAUUCGAUCUGUAAUGAUGUAGUGUAGAGGAAGCAUGCAACAGGCUUCCUGCUUGUAUUCCUGCGAUGGGCGUUCCUAAAAUGCACUGUCCAUCACCCUGUGACCCAUACCUUUAUCCCCAAAAAUUGGGGAUAAAGGUAUGGCUGUUUGUUUAUUUUUUAAACCUAAAAUUGCUAGGUAAUUCCAAGGUGAUUUUCUGAAUAUAAAUAACUUAAGUAGCUAACUUAGGUAACAGACCCCAAGUACUUUUUGUUUGACUUAAGCUAAAAUUAGCCAUGGUCAUAAAAGUUAGCCAAGUAGGCCUAUAAGAAAUUUGGUGACUCAAGUUGACGAGCUACAGCAUACCCACUUAAAAAUGCACGCUACCUAAAGUCUGCAUGGUAACUUUCUAGACUUGUCAAUUAUUUUUAACUUUUUCUUUAGUUACCAAAAUAGCCAUUGACUUAGCUAACAGACCCUAGAAAAAUUUACUUAUCCGUAUUUCUCUUUAAUGCGUUUGUUGCUUAAUUUGUAUUUUAUUUUCUAGGCUGGUAACUGAACAUUUGUCAGUUGGUAACUUUAGUUAUGGAUAUGGGGACAUAUGACCACAAAGAAAUAUUUAAUGAAUACAUAAAUAAAUCUUUAUAUAUAUGUAUACUAGCGAAUAUGUUUGAGUUGCACAUUCUUAUGUCUCAUAUAUGUGCUAGACAUAAAUCAACACAUACUGAAAAUUAUAUUUGUUACUUUCAAACAAAUUCAUUGCCAUAAUGUAUAUUGGCUACACCCAACAGUAUGCAAUAGUCACUGUAUGCUUAAAGCUUAAAGCACUGUAAGACAUUACAUAAAACAUAUAUUAUUGUUUUAUAUGUUAUAUCAUCUCUAUAUGAAUUACCUGGUGGCUGGAUCCCCCAUCAGCCUACACAAUAUAGGAAAGAGUAAUAGCUUGUGUUUUACUGCUGUCCUUGAUGAAUAAAAACCUACACUGCUGUGAAAGGAAACUCAUGCCUUAUUUCUUACAUGUGGAUUACAAGGGAUUGCCUGACAAAGCUCCACCUCCAACUCACCUGAGACAGACCAGGAAACAGACUCCACCAGGAAGCAGCACACACACACCAAGACAGACAAUAAGAAUCUCUUUCAGACGAGACAACUUCUCCUGAGAGAGGAAAAAUACAGCAGGAAAUUCUCUUCACAGAGAGAAAAUGUCUUUCCGAUCUGAGGAGGAUCUGUCUUGUUCUGUCUGUCAGGACAUCUUCAAAGAUCCUGUUGUCCUGUCAUGUAGCCACAGCUUCUGUAAAGACUGUCUACACAGAUGGUGGAGAGGGAAACCUAUACAGGAAUGUCCAGUUUGUAAGAGAAAAUCAUCAAGGAGUGAACCACCUCGUAACCUGGCGUUAAAGAACCUGUGUGAGGCUUUCUUACUGGAGAGAGAUCAGAGAGCUUCAGCAGGGUCUGAGGCUCUCUGCAGUCUGCACUCUGAGAGACUCAAACUCUUCUGUCUGGACCAUCAGAAGCCAGUGUGUCUCGUCUGUCGAGAUUCAAUAACACACAACAACCACAGAUUCAGACCCGUCCAUGAAGCUGCACAGGAUCGCAGAGAGGAGCUCCAGAAGUCCCUGAAGCCUUUAUGGGAGAAACUGAAGCUCUUCGAACACGUUAAAGGAAACUGUGAUCAAACAGCAGAACACAUUAAGGUCCAGGCCCGAAAUACAGAGAAGCAGAUUAAGGAGCAGUUUAAGAAGCUUCACCAGUUUCUACAAGAGGAAGAGGAGGCCAGGAUCGCUGCUCUGAGGGAGGAAGAGGAGCAGAAGAGUCAGAUGAUGAAGGAGAAGAUUGAGGCUCUGAACAGUGAGAUAGCAGCUCUUUCAGACACAAUCAGAGCCACAGAGGAGCAGCUGAGAGCUGAAGAAGUCUCAUUCCUGCAGAACUACAAGGCUGCAGUGGAAAGAGUCCAGCGGCGCCCCCUGUUGGAUGAUCCAGCGCUGGUCUCAGGAGCUCUGAUAGAUGUGGCCCAACACCUGGGCAACCUGACCUUCAAAAUCUGGAACAAGAUGAAGAAGAUGGUCUCCUACACCCCUGUGAUUCUGGAUCCAAACACUGCCAACCCAGAGCUCAUCCUGUCUGAAGAUCUGACCAGUGUGCGACGUAUCGAGACACAGAAGCUUCCUGAAAACCCAGAGAGGUUUGAUUCAUUAAUUUCUGUCCUGGGCUCUGAAGGCUUUGACUCAGGGACUCACAGCUGGGAUGUUGAGGUUGGAGACAGUACAGACUGGUUUAUUGGUGUGGCAGUAGAGUCUGUCCAGAAGAAGGGAUGCAUAAAAUCUGGGUUCUGGCAAAUAUAUUUCUACAAAGGUAAAUACAACGUACGCUUGUUAGGAGAUCCGCCUACUGUUCUCCGAGUGAAGAAGAAGCUCCAGAGGAUCAGAGUUCACCUGGACUGGAACAGAAGGAAACUGUCAUUCUCUGAUGCUGAUACCAACACACAUAUACACACCUUCACACACACAUUCACUGAGAAGCUGUUUCCAUGCAUAGGUACUUUGAAUGGACUCCCGGUGAAGGUAUUACAAGGCAAGAUCUUUGUAACCUGAGAAUAGCUCAGUUACUUUCCACCUGAUGAAUUUAAGUCCAAUAUUCAUUCUCCUUUUAACUUUGCUUUGGUCUCCACCAACUCCUGAGAAAAAUAUCUGGCUCUUUAGCUGUUUGAUGCUUAGCAGGUAGUGUAUGGUGGGUUUAUCAUAGCUUGUUUGUUGAAAACAGCUGCCUGCUGCUGCUGGAAACACUGAGACUGAAACAUUCGGUAAAUGCGUUGUAAAACCAAAACUAGGAGCUGAAAGAGGCUAAAAAGCUCUGUAGAGCUGCAGAGUUAGUAAGACUUCUCUGUUGGUUCCUCACAAAGAGCGACCCCAUUCACAGGUCGUUUGAUUUAUUGUUAAUAUAAAAGUACUGAUUAGUGGAGCUUGCGAGUGAGUCACGUGGCUGAACCUUUUCUCUACAUUUGUUUAGCUUCUGUACAGCUCUUGAUGUUUUCACAUCUGCUGUAACUUCUCAUAUCUGUUUUCUUAAUAUUGCUACUGAGUGCUAUAUGUCUUCCACUUAUUUCAUACUACAUGUUUUUAUGUGGUUUUUAGUAUCUAUAUAUAUAUUGUCAAUAACAUAUCAUGAAUACGUAUAACCUACAUUUCAUAUAUUUGAUUAUGUACAAUUCUUGAAGUAGGAAUGAAUGAUUAUAAACUGUUUACCGCAGUGAUUCACACUCAGCAUACCUUUCUCAUACACUGCAUGGCCAAAAGUUUGUGGACAACUGAACAUUACACCCAUAUUCACAUUUUUAUCUGAAAGCAUAUCCUGAUUUUACCUGAACUGGCUGUUUAUUUUAUUGCUUUUGUGUAUUUUAUGUAUUUUAUUUCUUUAUAUUUCGUCAUUCACUGUAGUAUUUUAUUUCUCUUGUUGUGAAGCACUUUGUUUUGAUAAGUGCUCUAUAAAUAAAGUUUUAUUAUUAUUAUUAUUAUUAUUAUUAUUAUUAUUAUUAUUAUUAGUAUUAUUAUUAGUAUUAUUAUUAUGUGGUAAAGGACGUCGCCUGCUCUUGGCUAUCUGAUCGUCUCUGGUCAGUGAGCCUCCAGUUCCAUGUUGUGUUGGAUGCUUGGACCCCAGCAUACUUGCUUGCAGGUCUAGUUGAACAUGUGAAAACAAUGGGAUGGCUUUCUACAAGAUUUUGAAACCUGGCUGCAGGGAUUUGCUCCCAUUCAGCGACAAGAACAUUAGUGAGGUCCAACACUGAUGUUGGGAGAUAAGGCCUGGCUCCCAGUCGGCGUUCUAGUUCAUCCCAAAGGUGUUGAUGGGAUUGAGGUCAGGGAUCUGUGCAGACUAGUCAAGUUCUUCCACACCAAACUGGGAAACACAUUUCUUUGUGGACCUGGCUUUGUGCACGGGGGGCAUUUUCACGUUGAAACAUUAAAGGACCUUCACCAAACUGUUGACACAAUGUUGGAAGAACACUGUUGUCUAAAAUAUCAUUGUGUGUUGUAGCAUUAAGAUUUCUCUUCAUUGGAACAAAGAGGCCCAAACCAUGAAAAACAGCCCCAUGCCAGACCAAUGGGUCCAAAAGUACACUAACAUAUGUGGACUGUGACAGGUGUCCACAUACUUUUAGUCAUCUAGUGUAUCUAUUUUAAAUGAGAUGUUGUAGUGCUCAUACUGUUAGUUGAGGUUUUACCAUAUUUUCUUGUUUGUAUUUAAUUUUCUGUUUUGCUAUUGCUAUCUAUUACUAAUUUGUGCUGCAAUGACUUGUGAAGAACUAACUGACUUUAAUCUCUUCUGCUCUGGCAGGCUGUUGAAUAUACAGUAAAUAUACCGAAAUAGACACAACAUGAGAUAAAUCCUAAACUGAUGACCUCUAGCUCUUCUUUAAAAGCUAACAUUUUAUUAAUGCAGGCAUACCAUUUUAUUUCCAAAGGGUCUUAACAGUUUUGUUAUUAUUGUUAUUGUUUUUAUUCUAUAUUAUUGUUGGGUGUUUUAUUACAUUUUAUUUUAAUUGUCUGAUUUUAUUUGCCUCAUCGCCAUACUGAAAUGGUUUAAUCCUGGUUCCACCAUGUAAAGCCUUUUGUAACUUUGUUUUGAAAAGUGCUGUAUAAAUAAAGUUUAUUAUUAUUAUUAUUA
This is a messenger RNA of Siniperca chuatsi (mandarin fish), 5032 nucleotides long. Its product is annotated as zinc-binding protein A33-like. The transcript is spliced from 2 exons. The record is from RefSeq and is a predicted model, not a curated record. Gene Ontology annotation, molecular function: zinc ion binding; protein binding. Lineage: Eukaryota; Metazoa; Chordata; Actinopteri; Centrarchiformes; Sinipercidae. Bases 1576 to 2964 code for a protein of 462 amino acids.